Molecule: messenger RNA, 2967 nt
Organism: Cryptomeria japonica (Japanese cedar)
Lineage: Eukaryota; Viridiplantae; Streptophyta; Pinopsida; Cupressales; Cupressaceae
Exons: 12
Coding region: 407-2587 (726 amino acids)
Biological process (GO): protein K48-linked deubiquitination
Cellular component (GO): cell periphery; cytosol
Molecular function (GO): cysteine-type deubiquitinase activity; K48-linked deubiquitinase activity; cysteine-type carboxypeptidase activity
Source: RefSeq, a predicted model, not a curated record
AAAGAGCAAGUAUUUAAGCUUAGUAUAGCAUUGCUCCAUUAUGACGAUGCUGUAGAGAGAGAGAGAAUCAGCCAUUAACCAUUCGCGCCGGCCACUUGUGUUGAUCGUACGUAGCACUGGCUUAGAUAGUGGCGUUCAGGUGUAGCCGACACCUUUGCUUCUUUCUCUCCUUUCCCUCUUCUGCCUUCAACUUUCAAGCAACCACUUGAUAUCUUUUUUUUCAUCUUUGCGUGCGCGUUUCUGCGAUAGUCGGGCUCUGCUGCUUGGUUUGUUUAUUGUUCUACUCAAUUGCAGAUUUUAUUUAUUUCCACUUCAAUUUCACCUGCAAUUUGACUUUUCUGACCUCAACGACACUGGAGCAUAAGGAGACAUUGGAAUUUAGCUAUCCAAUAUAUUUGUAGAUCUAAUGGCGGUAGGAGGCAAGGAAGAAGAAAGGGCGGAGGAGGAGGAUGUGGCUGUAGUAUACAAAACCAAGUUAGUGCAGUUUCUGGGGCGAUCCAUUCCCAUUAUUCUUCAAAACGACAACGGGCCUUGCCCUCUAUUAGCAAUAUGCAACGUACUUCUUUUACGAAAUAUAAUAAGUUUGAGCCCAGAAACCACAGAGAUCUCAUUGCAAAGGUUGCUUUCCCUUGUCGCAGAAAGACUACUGGAUGCAAAUAGCAGUAGUGAGAACAAAGAUUCUGGGUAUGUGCAAAACCAGCAGCAGAAUAUUGCAGAUGCAAUUGAUUUACUUCCUCGUCUUGCAACUGGGAUAGAUGUGAACGUGCGCUUCAGACACAUACAUGAUUUCGAGUUUACAAGAGAGUGUGCAAUAUUCGACUUGCUGGAUAUCGGGCUUGUGCAUGGCUGGAUUAUUGAUCCCCAGGACGAAGACACUGCCAGAGUAAUAGGAUCAAGCUCAUACAAUACUCUUCAGGAAAAGCUUGUAGCUUUGAAUGAGAGAAAAACACAUGAGUUGAACACUAGAGUCAUUGAAGAAGAUUCUGUUGAUUUUGCUGCUGCUACUACUGCAGCAUUAGGGGUUCCUUCUCCAUGCCUUUCAAGAGGAAAGUCAUUUGAAGAUUCUCCAGUUUCAACUCCUCGUGGACAAAGGGGAAGAAAGGGUGAUGUUGAGGAGGUUGAAGAACUUAAAAAGGUAUUGAGUAUAUCAAAAUCUGGUUUAGUAGAUGUCACCCCUAGUGAUAUCAAAGAUAUCAGUGAAUCGGCUACUCUGCAUCCUUUUGUGAGAUUCGAUAAACCGGCAUGUGAAAGUUCAUCUGAUCCAUCAGAGCACCACCCUCAAGAUGCAGAGCAAGUAGGUUUUGUGAGUGAAGAAUUGCAAGGGAAUGGUAAAACAACUGUUGAGAGUGAAAGCGAGGUUUCUGCUGUUUAUUCAAAUAUAUUAAAUGAUUCAAUUGAUAAGAUGCUUGAAAAGACUUAUACAGAGCAGUCAUUGAUGGACAGAACUGGAGGAGACAAUGCUAAAUCUGAGGACUUUAAAUCUGGUGAACUAACUAAAGUAAAAGAUCUGGAUCCACAAUUUUUAUUUGUGAAAACCUCAUCCUCUUUCCCUGAAAUGCACAAUAAGUUUAGUAUGGAUGAGAGUUGUAAGGAAGAAGUAAUGGUGAAGAGCCCUUGUCAGGAGAGUAUCAUUGAUUCUGCGUGUGGUAAGCCAACUGAGGGUCUUCAGGAACAAGAAAGUAGUGUUUGCAAUAAUGCUUUAUCUCAAUGGGGACUUCCUCUCUCUGACAAUAAGAGAGAACCAAUUGACAGCUCAGAGGAUGUUAGUUCAAGUUUAGAGGGCAGUGAACCUAUAUAUGAAGGGGAAGAGUGCAUUUUAGCUGAUACUGUGCUUCCAAUGUAUGAAAAUAGGGAGCCUCUUUACGAGGGUGAAGUAGCUUUAGCACAACAGGCUGACAAACAAGCAGUUUUGCAAGGUAAUGGAAUGGCAUCAAAAGAUGUAACAUUGCUUCAAGAAUGGGAGGAGCCUCUGGGUACAGCAGAUAGAGAAGCCCAAACUGCAGGAGCUUUGAUUGACCAUUUUCUGAGGAGUAAUGCAAGCCAAUUGACUGUUUAUGGGCUUUUCUGUCUGCAAGAAGGAUUGAAGGAACGCGAACUCUGUGUUUUCUUUCGCAACAAUCACUUUAGCACAAUGUUUAAGUUGAAUGGAGAUAUCUACCUUUUAGCAACAGAUCAAGGUUAUAUGAAUCAGCCAGAUCUGGUAUGGGAAAAGCUCAAUGAGGUCCAUGGAGAUACUGUGUUCAUGACUGGGAAGUUCAAGGAAUUCAAAGCAGAAGAGCAGGUUAACCCUGGCUGGAAUCAAAAUCAUGCUGCAGCUAGCACAGCAGAUUAUAUUGCCUCUGUGACAAGUACGCAGCAGUUAGAUUCAGCACUUAAUUCGGAUCUUCAACUUGCAAUUGCACUUCAGCAGCAAGAAUUUCAACAACAACAGCAACAGGAGAAACAUAUGCAGCAACAACGGCAACGUGUGACACAUCCUUCUGUGGCAGCUAGUUCCAAGAUGGUAACGGGUCCUGAGGCACCCAGGGCUAGUACCUCUAGCUCUAAGCAGGAAGCUAGAAGUAAGGAUAAGUGUGUUGUAAUGUAAAAUUCUCAAGAACACAGAAGUAAAAGGAGGUCUGUUGUACUGUAAAAUUUCCAGGAAGAUGUAACCGCAAUUCCUGUCAUUUCUAAUGUACAUGAUUUGCUUUUCCUUUUUAUUCAUUUCAGAGUCACUUUAAAUAAACCUUUAGAUUUCAGGCAAAGCUUCACAGCAAUGUUUACAACAGCAAAAGCUCAAACUAAAUCUUAUUAUUGAUUAUUUUUUGACAUGUAAAUAUAACUUAAGCAGGUAAAAAAUAGGACCUUGAGCUUUUGCUGUUUUACUAGAGGCCUCUUAAAUUUUGUUAUGAAAUUUUGAGGCAUGAAGUGUAUGGAAAUUUUAAUCUGUAUAUAAUAAAAUUUAAGGGAUUUAUUUUUGUAUUUUCU